Pneumocystis carinii B80 is the source of this 1234-nucleotide messenger RNA. RefSeq lists its product as hypothetical. Lineage: Eukaryota; Fungi; Ascomycota; Pneumocystomycetes; Pneumocystales; Pneumocystaceae. The record is from RefSeq and is a predicted model, not a curated record. Bases 47 to 1189 code for a protein of 380 amino acids. Gene Ontology annotation, molecular function: zinc ion binding. The transcript has 3 exons.
UCUGAUUAAAGAAUAAAUCAUAAGUUAUAUAAGAAAAAUAAUAAGAAUGAAUGAUACUACGCCAUCAGAAAGAGUAUUUUCAACGUAUAAUAAUUUAUCACCUACAAAUGUAUCAUCAAUACCGGCACUUUCUAAUACAAAUUGGAAUGGAAAUAUCUUGCUUUUCUUUGUUGCAUUAGGGUUUGGAAUCUUAUUUUGUAAUUUGUGGGUGAUUAUUGGUAUUAAAUAUUGUUACAGAUAUUCAAGUAUGAAUCAUCCGGAAACCAUAGAAAUUGAGAGGGUUAUGCCUCAAAACCAGAAUUGUCAGAAGAAGCUUAUGACGCAGGGUGAGGCGGAUCAACAGUUUCCCUCAAUUCUUUAUAAAGUAUGGUUAUCACAACAUAAACGUCAAAAGCAACAACUCUAUAAAACAAUGUCGAAUGAUAGGCAAAAUAGGCAAAUGAGUGAAGCAGACAUGGAAUCUAAUACAAAUAAUGAACCUAAUAAGCAUAAUGAGGAGAAUUCUUUUCAUGAAGAAAAAACGCAUGAUUUUAAUACGUUUCAAUACAAUUAUCCUAUGGAAGAAGCCAUGAAUUCACAAAAUCUAUAUUCUUGUACAGAUAUUCCUUCGAAUGUAUCCAAUAAAUCUUAUUAUAAUUUCAAUAAUGAGCAUAAUGAUAUCAGUAUAUCUAUUCCGAAUGAACAACAGAGUAAACGUGAUGAUGAGUAUGUAAAAGAAAAUGAAAGGAAAGAGGCAUCGUCGAGCGAUUUCGCUCAAGAUGCAUCUUUUAGUGAUACAUGUGCUAUAUGUCUAGAUAUAUUUCAAGAUGAAGACGAAAUAAGAGUGCUCACAUGUGACCAUAUUUACCACUCUUCGUGCAUUGUACCAUGGUUUACUACAAGACGUGCUAUGUGUCCUCUUUGUAAACAUGAUUUUUAUAUCCCGAAGAUACCAGUUAAUGCAGAUAUGGAGAAUACUAGUAGAAACAUGCCACCUUUUCCUGAGGUUAGGAUUUAUGAGCGUCGUAUACAUCAUCCAUCUUUACCAUUUUUUUCUGUUUACGAACCUCAACAAGUUCAACAAUAUAGAGUUUCAACCAAUAAUAAUUAUAGAAAUAAUACAUAUAAUAGAGAAACGAAUAGAAGAGGUUCUCUAUAUACAAGGCUUUCGAGAAUUCUAUUAUUUAGAAGAAAUAAUUCCUUUAUUUAAUCAAAUAUUGAAAUAUACAAUAUAAAUUACGCUACUAUAUCCGGG